UGAAAACUCGGUCCAGACCGCGAACGCCCGCAACGCGACGCAGUGCGGCUACUGGUCGAGACGACGAGGCCACGGAAUCUGGCGAAGGAUUUAAAAGCUUGCGGGCGUUUUAAAUUCCCGAUCGGAUUUCACAGGUGCGCACGUGGACGUGUAUUAGCACGCAAUAAAGUGCGCGUCGUGCGACAAGAUUUGCGCCAGGCCAGGUUAUGUUGCGUUAUGUUUAUCGUCCGUGGCCAGUGAAUGUAACGCGCACAACGAUGAAAUAAAUAGACAACACAAUAUGACCUUUGGACAAUUGUGCGCGCCGACUAUUUUCCUCGCUGCGAUGCAGCGGUGCAUCCGCGUGACGUCGCGAUGAUUUGUUUUCCGCGCAACGUGAUGACGACCUGUCGAGAGGUACAAUGAUUUUGGUAACAAUAAUGUUAGAUUGACAGAACGUUUGCAUGUGAGAUUCGUCAUGGCAAGUGCGAAAAACGAGGAAAAAACCGUUCUGGAGGCGGAGACAGUUUUCUUAUUAAUGAAGAAAGGUUUCCCCAUCUCUCGCAAUGUGAGGGCUCAGUGGUUGUUGGAGCAUUUGGACUCUGUGAUAAGCAUACAGUGUCCAAGUGUAAAGAGUAAAGAGGCGCCAGAACUGGAAAUUGUAUCGGUGCUGCCAAAAGAUAAGCCUACAGUUUGGUCUAUAGACACUAGCCAUCAAUUUCUUUAUAAAGUUGUUUCUACAACUUCGAUUAUAUUCCUUGGGCACAAGUACAGGAUGGUCUUUAGUUUAGAUUUAAGCCCGUCUCUUGCCACUGUUGAUAUACAACAUGGGGAAAUUGUUAUCGAUGAGGUAUGCUUGGCAACAAAGCGGUGUCUGGAAGGUAUAACCAGACCAUUCACGAUACCAGGUAGCAAGCGUGUGAUGCAACCUGAGAUUUAUGUGACUGUGAUAGCUCAUACGCCAUUCUAUACAAACCCAGCGCAACAAGUACUGGUGCAAGGCUGGUUGAUCACCGCGGACAAUGUGAACUCUCUAACACAGUAUGUCGAGAAGCAAUUGUACUUGUUGGAGGAGAGAGUGGCGACUGUUACUGCCAUAGCUAAUCAGCAAUUAGAACACUUAAGAGCAGAGAGCGAGCGUUUGGUAGGAGGACUUUUCGAGGAGAGCGGUAACUGCUUAAACAAAAGUAGCAGUAGUUGUACAGCAAAUAUCUCCAUGGUUUCGCCAGAAGCCAGUUUUGUAAAUAUGUUGAGAUAUGGAAUGCUAGCUCUAACACUCUUACCUGAGCAUAGCUGCGCACACAUGGUAAUAGUCUCGGACGGUAUCGUCGGUGUUAAGGAUGUUCAUGCGUUGGACUCCAUUGUGCAACAACUGCGCGCAACUACGGUUGCAUGCAGUUUCUUACACGUGGGCAGCGCAUAUCAUCCGCAUUGCGCGGAUGGUCUAGUACCAUAUCAAGAUCUGCUGUACUUCAUCGCCGCGGCUACGUUGGGUAGUUACAUGUCCUUCAAUUCGUACGUUGUAUCUGCACAGGGAACAGAUAUGAAUCUUUAUCACAGGAACUUUCUGUGCUGGCAAUUGUAUCGAGAUGUGCCCUACGAUAGUACGCCGGAUAAUCAUAACUGUUGGCGUACUGAGAACAAUUGCUUCGACGGUCAUAAGACCGACCAGCUGCUGAGGAAGAAGCAGAUCGACGACAAGGUCACUUGCACUUUGAGCAGCUUGUUAUGUUGCCGCCUGAGAGAAGGAUACCUAAUAAAAAGGGCUAGCAUACGAGACGACGUUCUUGAAAUAAAUUUUGUGCUGUUGUGGAAAAGCAACGUUUCCUUGGAAUAUUUGGUAACGUGCCCAUGGUCUGCGAAAUCACUGUCUCAAUCCAAUGUGAUACAAUAUGUUAUUACCAUAGAAGCGCCGUACGAAUUUUUACAUGACAUCACAUGCCUGUCAAAGAAGCCAUUGAAAUCGAAUUAUCGUCAGGGCGUCGUUUCCUGUUUCUGGGCGGCGUUAACGUCCUUGACCGAAAGCGACAAUACAUUAGCACACUUUAGUUGGUUCCCAGGAUCCGGAUGGACUUGGUAUAGCGUCCCGGACACUAUUAGAAGUGGGAUGCCAGUGUUUUAUUUGUCGUCUUAUCCGUCACUAAGUACAGUGCAACUUAGCGACGCCGCCUGCCCGCAGUUUGGGCAAAUAUGGCAACCAGUCGUCUCUUUGGAUCCGCUUCAGUGGGCACGUUGGAUGCACACGCAGAGAGUCACAUUAAUCUUGUCCUACGACAGACCGUUGCCGAGGCAUCUUCAUCAAGCGAAUCAAAGCGGUCGUUUCCAAUGCGUCCAGAGUCGACAGGCAGCAGCCGUUUUGUACGCUAUGCUGAAAACCUGGGCGACCUUCGUGCUCAUCGAGAAUCACACAUACGUUCAGUUUAUAUAUAGGGAAGCAGAAAAACCACCGGUGUCGUUCUCAUUGAUCCGUAUUAAUUGCAAGGCUCUCUGUGUCGUGCUUAACAUUGCGUUCGCUGGCGGUACCGAAGGUGUCGUCCGUCAUAAUGUAGUGGUGGACCUCGUGGACAGAUUGUCCAAGUUGACGUUGCCGAACAGACCGACGGAGCAACGAGAGACUCCGUGUUGCACGAUAAUACACAAAUCGCUCGAGAGAAUCCUUAUAAGAUACGAGCGUAUACCGAACGAUUUGAGCAUGGUGGUAUUUCCUGACGGCACUCAGCCGACGUGGACCAGGACUGCGUCGGUACUGGGUGGUAGUCUGACCACCACCCUGUCUAGAUACUUGUACCACAAUCGAUGGCUGUGGCAUGUGAAGCGGCCGUUCGUGCAGACCAUUCCGGGGAUCACUUUGCCGAAAUUGAACAUCACCGCUAUCGCGAGAAUACUCUCCACGAUCACAAAAAUACGUUUAACGGAGGGCUUCAAUUUUGCGUAUUCGGCAGCCGGCAUCACGAACAUGGUAUUGGAAGUGCAAAUGCAGGGCUUCGAGAAUAACAAGGAGUCUUAUCCGUGUAUUAUACAGUACAUUCUGUUCCCGCCUCACGCCGUGUCGAGCGCAACGUUGGAACGCGACAGUGGUUCCGAGGAAGACACAGAAGAGGGUACUGCCGACGGGGAAGCGAGUACGCAAGAAGACUGCGAGAGUUCUAGCGAGUAUCAGAUUGUGACAGAAGUCUGGAUUGAACCCCAAUCCGGCUACGUGCAAAUGCCUACGCAACCGACUGCUACAUAUAUGCAUCCUCUGCAGUAUCAUCAGUUGCCAGACGCGAUUGCCCGAGUAGACGAGGAGUGUAUUAACGCUUUGAUGACCUUAGAAUACUUGAGCCUCUUGAGCCAAGUAGUACCGGCCGAAAAGAGCACUGAGAUCGUGUUCGGGCAACCGCAUCAAGGAAUCAGGUAUCACAGCGUCACGGACACUACCGCGGAGCGUGCCUUGAAAUGUCCCAACCCAGCCGAGUUCUUCGAAACGACGCCGAGGAUCCAUCCGAUGUACUUCUCGUUCGACACUCUGAGCAUUUUGCCGAAAUGUCAGCAGGCGGAACUCUUGUUCUCGAUGUUCGCUAAUGAUUCGGUGCAUAUCGACGAGGAUAGAAAUAGCGCGAACAAAAUUCUCAUGGAGAACUUCUUGGAACAUAUCAAGCAGUUGCACAACAAGGAGCUGCUCUUUACGUCAGCAGAAUCGCAGAAGUUCACUAGAAUGCUCCUUAACAGGCCACGCGAAAACGGCCCGUUAUUGCCUUUCUUUGUGCAAGGAGAGAAGAACUAUCAGGAUGCUAUGUCGGAUAUUUAUCCGAGAUGGAAGUGUUUUGUUAAAGGGAUUAGUACGACACACGUCAUUCUCACUAUUUUACCAGCCACCGAAAAGGAUGUCCGUUUGAUAACGUAUCCCACUUACGCGGGCGACAAUUGCACGAGUAAUAAUUCGGAGAAGAAUUUCGAGUCUGACGUUUUCGAUCUCGACAUGAACGAGAAGAUAUUGUCGCCGACUCUAUGCGCCAAGGAUACGAAUAUGUCCGACUUCCCGACGUUAGAGCGCAGAGAAUCAAAAAUCUCUAGUCAAUCUACCACCGCAGAUAGUACAUCGAAGGCUAAUGCGGAACAAAAUUUCGCUCACGCCGACAAUGAGGGCGGCCUCGUUAUACCUGUAUACGUAUACGAUUGUUCAUUGGCGUUGUUAAUUGACACACUAGUCGGCCGGCUGCAAACGCCUCAGAAUAAAGACAUUUACCAAGAUCACACUUUCAAAAUUGGGCAGGAGGUUUGCGAGGAUUUCAUUAAUCUCAAGCCUGAAAGCAACACGAAGCCUUCAUCCCCCGAGCCAAAAAGCGAAGACUCUGACAAUAUUUCCAGCGAUCAACGAAGCUUAAUGGAGCACUGUAAAUUAUUGAGCUUAGCGCAUUGUCAUUGUUACGUGGUCGCGGUUUACAAGUCACUGGCGCUGCAACAGUCCUUGAGCUACGAAGACAUGGAAGCUGCUGUGGGGCAGUGCGAGGAAAACUUAAUUGAGAUUAACAUUACGAAUUACAUACGAUCAGUGUGCAGGCAUUUGAGCACGUUGCCGAAAGGCAGCCUGCUCGAUCAGUUCAAGGUCUCCGCGUGCAACGACGUCAAGCCAUUGCAUAAUUUGAUUAAGGAUAAAUUUAAAAGAAUUAUGGCGGCCGCGUUUAGACCCGUACCUGCUCAUCCAGAAUUUUAUUACUGUUUGCCAUCGUGGGUAUCGGACAAAAUGGAGGUGGUAUCGCAAAGGACAGACAGCGAUGAAUUCACGUUUCACUCUGAAAUAUUGGAUCCAAAUAUAGAUAAUUCUCCUAGUCAAGUAAAUCAAGCCACUAAUAUCACAUGGCCGGCUGUAAAUCUUCACAACAGCGGAAAACUGUCUCAUCGUGAUUCCACGGAAUCGCUCAUAAGCGAUCUUCAAGAGGAAAACACAUGGGACAAGGAACACCCGCUUUUCUUGCAGCUAAGCUGUUCGAUACAUUUUCGUUCCGAGCUCUCUAGUAUACCGGUUAAAGUAGUGCCUACUUGCUUCACUGAGAUCAUCCAGAGGAUAAAUGAUAACAAGAAGAACCUCGCCGAGCAAUGUCUGGACGAUCUGAAAAUUACUCUGGACAUCAUAUGUUUAAACCUUCCAAAAGAAGUGUUAGAGGUGUCGUUAGAACGUUACCCCUCGCUAAGAGCGACGUCUUACUGCAGCGCUUCGCCAUUCGGUAGUGUGCGCACUGAUAGCGGUAGCAGUCCAACUGCGAACGCGAAGACUGAGCCGAUGCAGGAGAGAAUGCCGAAUCUGCCAUUGUAUCAACACACCGCAAUAAUCAGUUUAAAGGAUGAGAUCGAGUGGUUGUUGCGAGAUGAAACUGUGACAGCGCUUUUAGAUGAUCAGAAGCCGAGCUUGGAUACGUUGCGUUUCAUAGCACACCAUGUGUCGGAUUCCACCGGGAGAUCCAGCUGUUCGAUGGAUAAAGUUCCUUUACACUUUGUCUUCUCGUCGGAGAGCAGCACGCCCAAAUUUUUGCACGAGUUAAAAAAGCUUCACAUCGACAAGUACUGCAUCUGUCAUGAGGAAAAAACUGAUUUAUUUUACUUCAUCAAGGAGUCGGCAGCGAAAGAUGAAGCGAAGCCUGAAACGGAAACGGAUGCGUUACACGUGGACGUGGAAGAACCGCAAUUAAAAAAAGACGAAAGUGCUGAAAAUCUUGAGCAAGAGGAAAUAUCAGUUGCUACAAUUCAAAUAAGCGGACAGGACUCUGGAGAUGCGCCAGGUUAUUCCUCCGAAAUUUCAAGUAUAGCUGAAGGGAAACACGGAACGGAUGAUGGAUACGACGGGGAUAGCAGUAAUUCCGAGGAUGACUUCCAAUGGUUGAUAGAACUUGAUAAGCGCAGAGACCGUUUGCCGAAUUUCUGGCUAAUCCUGACCGUCGAGAACAGCGACGUUAACGUUUACUUUCAUUGCAGAUUCUUGGAAUUGUCUUCGCCAGAGGUAGAUUGUUAUUCGCAAAUACAAAAAAUGCUAAUCGUCCAAAUCAAAGCUAUAUGUCGGCGAGUAAAUCAAUACUUACUUUUACAAAGUCUUCACGAUACUCGCAUGUGCGAUCCGCUGUUGGAGCCAGAAUCCAGCGAAGAUCAUACCUGGAGGGGCGAAAUCGGCGGCGAGACCGGUAGUCUCUUUCAAAAUCACGCCUCAGCUUCUCCGGGCAUGUUCAGAUGCCCUGUCAUCUGGGAGGAACCAUUUAGUCUGCAUCCCCGUCUCAAGACUGGACCCGGAAGAUCCGGAUUGUCGAGAGGGAUCACUGCUAUGCACGCGGUGCUGAACAGAUUGUUCGUUAACAAUCGAAACAACAUGUUCGUGUAUCAGGAAAAUAAUAAGAAUGUCUUUUACCUUCGACUUCAUGAGCAAACGAACGACGGGAAAUCUUUGCAGAAUAAACUGUCCGAGAGCGACGAAAAGUUGGUCGUCUCCCGCAGCAAUAGCGUCGCGUCUUUGUCGCGAGCUAAAGGUAUAGGUCUAACGAACGAUCCCGUAAUGUCGGAUGACACCCGACCCAGAGUCCGUUCGUUCGGCGAGAAGGAGUCUGAUAUAUUAAACAAAACCGGCGAUUCGAUCAUCCUGAUGGUGCACGGGAUAUCGGAGGCUGGUCCGGCAGUGAAGCGGGAUUUGGUGCAAGCGUUACAGAAUCGUCUCGACGACGCGGUGUUGGAAGUGCUGUCCGUAAUGUUGGCGCGUAAUCCGAUGUGCAAGCUGACACCGGCAGACGUGCACUUCAUACAGAAACCGUACAAGUUUCCCGAAUCCAUUGUGCAACUGUCCGUGCAGCCAUAUUGUGUGCCUCACAUAGACGCUCUGGGCUAUUACUUGAGACAGAAUAUAUUGCAGUUCCUAUACACGCCGAAAUAUACGGAUCUUGACAUGAAUCAUCAUUUUCAGGAUUACUCGCCACUAGAUGGCUGGAGGAAGAGAGCCGCCGAGUCGGACAUAUUUCUGUACAAUCAAAGCUAUAAUUCGAGCGGCAGCAAAGGCAUAGCUUGCAUCGCGUUGGCUAUUAUUAUUGACAAAGGGGAGCUUACAACGUCUUCGAAUGACGGAUCGAACAAUGAGUUGAGCUUUCCCAAGUUGUCGAGGGUUGAGGAUUUUGAGGAUAUCGUAUCAACCAUCGUUUACAAGAAUAAGGACGGUUCCAAGCCAAAUGCGGAGACAUUCAUCGAAUUCCGAAUCUGGAAGCAGGGUAGAGUCAAUUUGGAUGUGCUACUGCAGAAAUUGUCGUCUGCUGUGCAACAUGGCACUUGGGACUUGAUGAUGGAGUACAAUCUUCUGGCGACGCCUUUGACGGAACCAGAACCCAUCAGUUUUCCAGUGAUCAAAGAAACUACAGCGGAAAAUAAAGAGACGCAGACAUCCGUAAAGCCACAGUCGCCGAAAGCUACUGAUAAUUCGAUAAUAGAUCAGUACGAGCUCGGCGAAGAAGGGAAGUUGAACGAAAUAUACCACACCACUCUGGCGCAAUGGUUUCAGUUCGCCUUGACAAGCACAAUGGGUGUACCUGCUGUCAAAAAACACGAAGUAAUUAUUCAUCACAGGCAUGCGAUCCCCGUGAUAGUGAAGGAGCUGCAGAAUCUCAUACGUUGUCAGGAUCCAGAUACAUCCAGUAGAGCCUUCGUUCUGCAAGAUCGGCAACCCUUCCUGAAUCAAUUCGUUGUUUCUCAUAAAGUAGGAUCCACUCACAAAUGGUCCGAAAAUAUUCGGAAUAAACCAACAGCUAAAGAUAAUACGAAUCGAGAAGGCGCAGAUUCACCCGCGUAUAUACCGCAUGAUUUUAACAAAGACGAACAAACAAGCUGCACUAAAUGUAUCUUGGUAGCAAGAAACUUUUAUCAGUGGAAGGCGUCUUCGAGUAGGAAGAUAGAUCCUGAACUGCUUGCUCCUAAGGAUCAGAAACAAUUGCAAAAAUUUAAUCCACUGAUAUCGGAAUCGAAUUUCGUGCCUAGACAAAGGAUAUUGCUGGCUGAAGUGCAAAGCGACAAUAUAAUAAUAUACUUGUACAAUUGGUCGAAGGAAAAAUCGGAGAAGCUAAUGAAACAAGCGACUAGUUUGGGCACGUGGCUCUCGUCCAGGUCCAGCCUGUUCACCAAUAUAAACAUGCAGAAGCUAGGUAUAUUUCAUCACAAAUUCACGCGAGACCCGCAGCAGAGGGAACACGGCUCCUCUCAAUAUUAUCAGAUCACCGAUAUGGAGAGUCUCGCGAAAUUUCCCAGCCAGUCGAAUGCCGACAGCAAGGAUUGGACGCGAUCGAGUAACCGAGCGCAAGCGAUGAAGAGCAACGCGUUCUCAUGGACCCAAGUUGUCGGGCAAGCGAUGCGUGACGCAAAACCGAGCGCACCGUAUCCGCUGAACACAACAGAUCCGAUCGUAAAAGCUGCUUAUGACUUGCAGGACUUGCGACAUCGCGAGAAGAGAAUCAAAGAAGAUCUGGAGAAAUUGUACGCGAUGUGGCAAAGUCGCACUCCCAACAUACCGCUAUCGUUGAAUGCUUCGAACACGUUCAAACAGUACUCCCGUUUGAUACACUUCUGUCACACGCCCCUCCUCUUCUUGCCGGCCUGGCGUUUGCAAUCGGCCGCCACGAGGGAUCACUCCUUGACACCGCCGUCGUCUCUUUUCAGCCUGAAUAACAAUGCGCAGCAACAGUCGCCGCAAACGACACAGCCGAAGCAGAAGGCGGCCAACACCAUCUUGAUCAAGUGGCACCAGGAGCUCUGCAAAUCGAUGUUGACCGAGUAUAAACAGUAUCUGCAGAUCUUGGGCUUUAAUCCGAUUCAAGUGGAGUCGCCGCAUAAAACAGACGAGGAACACGCACAGCAGCAGUCUUAUUAUCUCAAGAAAUCAAUGCUGGGCGGCGUUUUGCUGUUCGAAAUUCACUUGUCGCAACCGUUCUUCAUCGUCAAGUUGAGUAUCAUCGAGUGCAAUCGCUUGCAGACGAAAACCAGCAGCGGUAUGGUGAAUCAGUUUGUGCUAAGCUUCGUAGACGCUUGCGACAAGAUCAAGAUCAAUAUGCACUUGCACUCGUUCACGUACGACUUCCAUCUGCGUUGUAUUCAUUCUUACAUCGCUGGGACUGGGCCAUGGUCCUUGCAACAGGGUUACCAUCUCACUCGUUUCCUGGACGACUUUAUCAAGUACUACAGUAAGGCGCCAAAUUACGCCAGAAAUUUGAUAUACAGCGACGUGAUAACAGUACACAAUAUAGCGAUACCUGCGCGCACAUUAUACUCGUAUUUACUGUCGCACGACAAACUAUACGGCAUGCGUGUGAUAUCCAGCGAGCUUCAGGAAUCUCACGACAACGAAUACGUCUUAAUCAAACUGCAGAGUACCCCGUUAGUUAGCUAUUGCGACGCUCAGGACACUCGGUAUACCGACGAUUUUGACGUGGCGCUGAUUGUGUCGCGUGUGGAGCAGCCACCGCAGCUGGAAAAGACCGAGAUUACUUUGAAAUAUUAUCUAAUGUUGACGAGCAAGAGGGAAUUGUAUCCGAAGAGGGAGGUGGAGAACAAUAAGCUAGGCAAGUUUCGAACGGUGUACAGCGUGGGGAGAUCCACGACCAGCUCGUACACGGACAGUCCGGUAGAAUCUAGUCCCGUCUCACCGAUACCGCCGUUUGUAAGGGGCAAUUCCAGGACGGAAAUGUGCAUCGAUCAGCAGACAGACAAAACUCUCGAUUUAAACGGUGCGGUUACGAAGGAAACCAGCGAGGCCAAAGACGCCGAGAUUAAAGCGGCGAAUUAUAACGUUUACAACAACUUAGCGCCAACGCCGCCACCGGUCCCGAAUUCCCCUCUCGCACAGAGCUCGAGUAUCCCGAACACGACGUCGAACAUGUCGACAUCGUCGCCGCACUUAGUACAGAUUCGCCAGGAAUCGGUCAAUUACCUGGGCUACUACUCGUCGCACGAGCAGCUUAUGCAACAGCUGAUCAUGUCGCAGGCGCAAGCGGCUCACCAACAUAUAACGAACAUGGUGGAUCGCGGUGCGUUGCAGUGCAGAACACACUUGCUCUGGGACAAGUUGUUGGAGAACAAAUCCACAAUGACAUACACCGAGUUUAAAGAACUCUGCUCAUUGGCCCACAUCGAGUCCCUGCCGAAUUUGGAUCCCAGGCUCCGUCCGCUUGUUAAUCAACCUGUCUCUUGGUAUCAGGCCUUAUCUAAGGUCUUACAAAAUAAAUAUCAGGAGAAUCACAAGCAGUUCAACACUUCCGACGGAAAUAUUACUCAUCAUCUUAUACUGCAUCCGAGUCUUUUUCAAGCGUUUAUGAUGUUGACGAUUGAUUUGCACACGUCGAGAGGGGAUUUAUGUGCAGUUUAUCGAAAAUCCAACGAGAUCAAUGUGCCGGUGAAUAUCGAAGAUGUCUAUACUCUGAUCGAGGGUUUCGUGAACGCUUGCUGCUUCCAUUUGUGGAUGGGCCUCUGCAGCCAGUGAUAACAUUCCGGUUAUACGAUACGCGAUGGCACACUGCUUCUAAAGUUUUUUGACGUACUUAUGGAUAUUUUAAUGCGCAGCGUGUCAUUCACUCGAUUUAGCGAAUUACUUCUUAUAACGCGCGUUACAAUGCACUAGAUGUUAAUAUAUUAUGAAUUAUUACACUUGUACGAAAGACUUUGUAAAUAUGAAAUAUAUAUUUUCCUGUUACAUA
This is a messenger RNA of Odontomachus brunneus, 10664 nucleotides long. RefSeq names its product KICSTOR complex protein SZT2-like. Bases 458 to 10450 code for a protein of 3330 amino acids. The record is from RefSeq and is a predicted model, not a curated record. NCBI's taxonomy places the organism in Eukaryota, Metazoa, Arthropoda, Insecta, Hymenoptera, Formicidae. Gene Ontology annotation, cellular component: peroxisome. The transcript is spliced from 25 exons.